Messenger RNA from Melanotaenia boesemani (Boeseman's rainbowfish), 2093 nucleotides. RefSeq names its product polymerase (DNA directed), gamma 2, accessory subunit (gene polg2). The transcript has 8 exons. The record is from RefSeq and is a predicted model, not a curated record. Gene Ontology annotation, cellular component: mitochondrion; cytoplasm. Bases 409 to 1743 code for a protein of 444 amino acids. Lineage: Eukaryota; Metazoa; Chordata; Actinopteri; Atheriniformes; Melanotaeniidae. Gene Ontology annotation, biological process: mitochondrial DNA replication.
UCCAGUUCCGGUUAUCCCUUUUUCCAUGUGUAAUAUCCAUUGUCCUGUAUCUUUUUAACUAUAACUUUCAAGAAAUUGUUAUAAAUUUAGUCAGGACCGUGAUAAACUAUCAGACCUUUGAAAUCACAUAGUCACGCGCUUUAUUAUUAUUAGCUAACAGCUGACAAGUUAGCUAACAUUCAGAGCUCCUGCACACCUAGCUUCAGUUAUCAAUUCAGUUCAGUGGAAGUGUCGGAGCUCUCAUCUGGAAAUAGUAAGCAGUUUACGCUUUAUUUGUUUUUAUGGGAGGCUAUUUAGCGUUUCGACACAUGACAUUAACGAAUAUUUUAAAUGGGAUGCAGUAUGCAAGAGUCUUGUAGUCUGUAAAUACAUUUGAACCCAUCUUUGACUUCUCUCAGUAUCUUGAUCAUGUUAACUCCAUGUGUGAGACACGUCGUGUCGCGACGUUUAUCCAGACACUGCACCGUGGGACGCUACAGCACAUCGCUGACUGAGGGUUUGGACCAAAUCCAGACGUUAUUGCAGCUCUGCGUGGACAGAUACUAUAUUUCCCCUGGUGCGAUUAACAUGCAGCUGUUUCAACGUGGGUUUUCCUGCAACUAUGGACCUCUGGGCAUGGAGCUGAAGAGAAACCUGCUGAAUCAGUGGUGGCUUUCAGUGACCGGCUCCAGAUCGCAGGUGUUUGGGAUAAAUACCCUGAACAGUAGCGAAGAGCGAGCAGCUCAUGGACUGAGGAUUGUUGACUCUGAACAUUUGCAGCGAAUACUUGAACAACAUGACCUGAGCAAAGAGCAGCUCAUUCAUGAAGCCUGCAAGCUGCUGCAGAGUUCUCCAUAUGCGAGGACAAACUUACUUCAAGGUGCCUUGGAGCAGUUUGUGCCCUCAUUAGAGCUGGUGAAGAGGAAGCUACCAUUUGGCCUGGCAGAGACGGGGCUGUGUUUCCAGCCUUCAGAUGGUUCUGGUUGCUCAGCUGAGGUCACUGAGACAUCUCUGGUUUGGUUCUGCUCCCCUCGCACGUCUUCCCAGUGGCUGGAUCACUGGACACGACACAGGCUGAAGUGGUGGCGAAAAUUUGCCCUGAGCCCGUCAGACUUCAGCAGCAGCGAGGUCCCACAGGAGGAGCUUGAGGAGGCAAAAGUCCGUGGAGUGAAGAUCUUGUACAACUUCCCGUGGGGACAGGAGACCCUGGAGACACUGUGGAGCCGAGGAAGCACAGAGCUGCUGCACACACACAACGAGGCCCGCUCCAAACUGCAGUGCCGAGAUGGACGGAAGUCAAUUCCUCAUGUUGUGUCUGUUAGCGCAAACAUGGACCGUGGCAUGAAGGCUUUUCUAUCCAACUCACUUCAGCAGCUCAAGAGAGAAGACGGCAAACAGAAGCUGCAACAGAGAAAGGCUCUGAAGUUGCACCCAGUGUUGACUCCGGUCAAAGUGGCUCUUGACAUUUGGAGAGGAGCCACCAUGGAAUUGAGGCAGGUGUGUGAAGGCCUUCUACAGGAGUUCCUGGUGGCUAAGAUCUUUACAUGGCCUGGAUAUCUUGAAACUCUGCCAACAUCAGUGGAGCAGCUCAACACCAAAUACGAUGAGAUGGGAGUCCUGUUCACUGUGGUAAUCAGUGAGAAUACGUUGGAGAGCGGCCUCCUUCAAGUCCGCAGCAGAGACACCACCAUCAAAGAGACCAUGCACAUCUCAGAAAUCAAGAAUUUUGUAUCCAGAUACAUUUCUGCAGCUGACAACAUAUGAAUGGAAUUUUGUUAAAGGGACCUUUUUUGUACAAAGCAUUUGAUCACACAAAUAAAUGCUUCCAAACUGAAUAAAAUCUGUGAAUUUUUAUGUAUGCAUUUAGGUAAUUGUUGCUCACAGAUGGACUUGUUUUUAGAGCACAGACUAUUGUGAAUAGGAUUGUUUUCUUUACUGUUUCAUUAAAACCAUUCCGAUAACUCUACAUAAUUAUAUGUAUAUGUCACAAAAGCUACACAGGAACUUAUUGCGGCAUUAUGCAUUGUUUUAUUCCUUGUUUUUGCUCCUGCGUUAUCACUAUCACUUUAUUUGAUAAUUUAAUAAAACAGUGCAGCAUUGUGUUUCUCCUGGGA